Penicillium arizonense is the source of this 147-nucleotide messenger RNA. RefSeq lists its product as uncharacterized. Bases 1 to 147 code for a protein of 48 amino acids. The transcript is spliced from 3 exons. Lineage: Eukaryota; Fungi; Ascomycota; Eurotiomycetes; Eurotiales; Aspergillaceae. The record is from RefSeq and is a predicted model, not a curated record.
AUGACAACUUUAAGCCUCGGGAAGAUCGACGAAUCCGAAGAGGUCGCAGCGGUCGAUGCCGCUGCCGCAACUGACACAUGGCCGGAUGUAGCGUCAGAUGAAGUUGGCAGAGGUCUUGUGCUUGAAGUCGAGGAGCUGCCCUUUUGA